This is a messenger RNA of Triplophysa dalaica, 3811 nucleotides long. It is a transcript of the gene il17re, whose product is annotated as interleukin-17 receptor E. Lineage: Eukaryota; Metazoa; Chordata; Actinopteri; Cypriniformes; Nemacheilidae. Bases 1419 to 3374 code for a protein of 651 amino acids. Gene Ontology annotation, molecular function: interleukin-17 receptor activity. The transcript has 15 exons. The record is from RefSeq and is a predicted model, not a curated record.
UUGAGCGCAGAGCAAGUGGAAUGAAGUUUAGUUAACUUCUAUAUGCGUCUGUGUCUGACUUCACUGUAUAAUGUAUCGCUAAAUGUUACAUUGUGUUUAUUCUGCGGCCAUGUAUAGAUUGCAGUGUAUCGUUUGUGUAGUGUUUGUGGUGUUUAAUUUGUCGUUAUGCAUGAAGACCACCCGAUGGGAUCUUCUCAAUGCCAGAAAGGAGCAGUGCUGUUGUGGUGCUGAGCGAUGCAUGCCUCGUUUCAGACUCUACACUGCUCAGGAUGUGUGUGUCCGUGUGCGACUUUGUGUAGAACCUCUAUUGGCUAAUAAAACCCUGAAGAUAGAGUUUAGUAACUCUGAGACUGCUGACUCCUACACGUUUCUUAUCUGGAAACAAAACCACACUGUUUUGGUAUGUCUGUAGCCCACUGACCUUUUGUUUUCAAACAAAAAUAACAAAAAGGUAUAUAAAGCUAGUGAGCAGUAUUUGUAGUUUUGAAAAUGUUGUAGAAAUAUAUUUUGUGUUUGAGAAGCAGCAUGAACAAUGAAGCUCAUGCAUCGUCAUAAUUAUUUGCGCUCUAUAUGUGAAUUGAUCAAUGAUCUGAUUUAAGGGUGAUUAUGAUAUAUUGUUAAAAUAUUGGGUAACACAAUGUACAGCUUAAAUAAAUAGAAUUUACAGCUUAACUAAUUGUAACAACCAUGUACCUCUACAGUACAUUUCUGUAGGUAAAGUUAGGGGAAGAAAGAAGUCAGGAAAAAAGGUAUACUGUUAGUAUUUUAAAACUAAGGGGUAACUAUUUUAAUACUAUGUGGUAUGCAUGACUGGAGUAUACUUCACAACAGCGUGAACAUACACUACAUUUUUGGUAUCACAAUGAACCCAUAAAUAAGCUGCUGUGGAUAUUAAUUAAGUACAGGGUUCUUAUUUUAUUAUUAUAGCAAACAUGAAAUAAGGGGAAAUUAUUUGUUUCAGUUUUUGCAAACAACACGAAUGAAGCACUCAGACUGUCUGUCAACUGUUAAUUUGACAGAGUUUUAACUUUAGGAUUAAUUUUCAUUAAUUUAGGAUUGUUGGUUACAAAUGAUUUAUUUUAGUUAUGAGUUAUUUUGAGGUUUAUUUUUGUAAAAUUUAUUAAAUCAAUGUUGAUCUUUUGAGACUAUAAUCAAGCGGUUUGAUUUGGUUAAGCUGUAAAUCCUUUUUAAUUAUGCGGUACUUUGCGGGCCGUAAUCUAAAGCGAUAGCAAAAAUGGUUUGUGUUCUAAAAAUGGACAGGUCAUACAAAUAGGUAAAUGAUGAAAGAGCUAUUCAAUUCUUUUGGAGGAAUGACUCCUUCAAGGUGUGAUCACACUGACAAGCUUCCAUGUAGUUUGUUUAUAGAACUUUACAUUACUAACAGUAUCUGCUACACAUCUUAAAUCACCUUAUUAAAAAUGAAUGACUUUGUCACUGUGGUUUACUUGCACUGUGAUCCUAUUUUCUUUGUUAGUGGAACAGCACAAAUGAUGAGCAAGGUUUUCAGCUUCAUGAUACUAAAAUACAGAUACGUAAUAAAACAUCCGACCAGACGUGUAGGAUUCUACGCUUUGUUUCCUAUUUCCUGGCCCGGCCAGGCCAGAAGGUCAAUGUGUCUGUUUACAGCAAAAAUGAGAUGCUCACUAGCGCAGAGCACAUCACACCAGAUUGACCCGCAGGUAAAUCAGACUUUUAAUCUGAGCUUCCCCUACCUGCUGCCAUGUCUUUGUGUUCAGUUAUGGUAUACAGGAAAAGACGCCAAAAGAAACACCCAGUGUCCCCUGAAAGAGACGUUUCUUCCACAUGGAGGCGACAUCUUGUCCUCUAGCUCAGCGAGAGUCAUCGGCUCUGUUCUGACCUGGAAGCCUGUCUGCCCUUCUGACCAGUCCAAUGUCACCAUUUCUCUGUGCUGGCUUCUCCUUGAGCAGGGCUCUCAUUGCGUCCCUGACUCCAAUGCUGCCCUCUAUGGGACAAACCUGAAAUACAAUGUAUCUGCUGUAGAUAAACACCCUCAGAUGUGUGUAAAGUUUUCCUUAAACGGCAGUCGUCAAAUCUUCUGUCCCUUCAUGUCAGAGGAUGGCUCCGAAUGGAGAGCGACAGUUGUCCCUAAAUCUCUGCAUCUGCAAAUACAUCUGACAUCCAAUAUUGCAGCUUCUUUUGCAGCGCAGCUCUGCGCCAGAGAGGGAGACAAGUGUGUUCCUCAGGGAGAUGUCCACUCAUGUCAAGUGGAUGAGGGGCACACAGAGGCUGAACUGAGCGUGCCGUUUUCUUUUCUCUCAUCAGGACUGUGUGUGCAGGUGUGGCGCUUAGAUCUUCAGGGAAGACGAAUAAUUUGCCCUGAUUACACACACAGGCGAUGGGGUCUCAUCAUUGGAGCUGCAUUGUCUCUUCUGGCCGCAGUGAUGGUAGUGGUCUGCAUCACGUGCUGUUUGAUCAAAAGAAAAAUAUCAGUUUGGCGCUGUGCUGAAAGAAGACCCCUGCUGCUCGUGUGUUCGUCUGAUGAUACAGCCCACAUUACUGCCGUGUGCUCUUUAGCGUCCGGCCUACAGGACGAGCUCUUCAUGGAUGUGAGGCUGGCACAGUGGUCGCAUUGUCGGUCUCAGCCCUCUCUGGCUCAGCUGGGACCCCAGCCGUGGCUGUACGGCCAGUGUCAGGCCGUGCAGAAGGCUGGCGGCGUCAUCCUGAUCGCAUGGAGUCUUGAUGCUCACCAUAGUUAUCUAAGAUGGAGAAAGAGCCAUUCGCUCUUGGAGAAAAAAUGCUCAUCCAGAGUCUGUAACAAAGGCAUGUACAGUGAUGUUGAACCUGGAUGUGAAGACCAGGAGAAGACGUUUUAUGAUGAAGAGUUGAUAGAAAAACCAAGGAAUUCAUCUUCAAUCACAGCUGUUGUUUUCAAUGCGGCCCUCUCCUGUCUGUGGACUGGAAUACACAGUGAUUUUCAUGGUGCAGGAUUUGGAUUGGUUUGCUUCCAGAGUCUUGACACAAGCAAUCGCAUCCCUAAACUAUUCAGGUGUGUUCAGAAGUACAGUCUCCCUAGAGACCUGUCCACUUUAAUACAUGACCUGGGAAGCUCAAGGAAUGGGGUUGUAAACAGCAAAGGAAACAAUCGAUGCUGGCCACGUUUUCUUUCCAAAGGUCUUUCAUUUCUAGUGUCGCGUCAGCUUGCAUUGAGACUGGCGUCAAAACUCCCUGUGUCAGACAGAGGCAUCUCGAAAAUCCCUCCAAAGUUCUCGCACAAAAUAAAAGGCAGUACUAAGCAAAAGACGUUAAAACAAAAGAAGCGUCACAGGAACGUUGUGUCAUCAAUUUUGUCAAGAAAGGAGUGUUUGAAGAACAAUAAUACAGCAGAGCUACUAAGAGAAAACCUAUUGCAUUGACAAAAAUGCACACUGCAAAUCCUGUAUCCAGCCUCAGCAUGCAACAUCAAAUUACUCAGUUUACUGAAUACGGUAGUAAAUAGUACCACUCACCUCAAGAGGAGCAGCGAUUGACAAAGACAAUUAUAAAUUUCAAAACCAGAACAGUAAAGAACUAAAUCUGUGAAUAUUGUACCAUAUCGACUUCAAGUUUUGACACCUGGAGAAUGUUACCAGACAACCGCUUAUGUUGUUAUGAAUAGUUAAUGAGUAAAAUGAGAAAAUGUGCACUGAUCCGUUUGUCAAACAAGCAUGUAUGUAUUCUCCCAUUUGUAUUUGUCCUGUUGUACUCCAUUAGAACCACAACCGUUUUUAAUUUUCAUUUUUUUAUUGUAAUUUUUUUAUUUAAAAAAAAGAGAGAUCUGAAAAAAUAAAUGGUUCUCUAAAUUGUUAAAAUA